Messenger RNA from Pollicipes pollicipes, 391 nucleotides. RefSeq names its product germ cell-less protein-like 1. Lineage: Eukaryota; Metazoa; Arthropoda; Thecostraca; Pollicipedomorpha; Pollicipedidae. The record is from RefSeq and is a predicted model, not a curated record. Gene Ontology annotation, biological process: germ cell development. The transcript is spliced from 3 exons. Bases 46 to 318 code for a protein of 90 amino acids.
UUGAGAUCGAACUUACUGUAUCCAGAACGUCAGCCAGAAGGCACGAUGGGUGCGGUGCUGGGACGGCUGGCCGAGUCAGCUGGCUCGCUGACCAGCCUCAAAAGGACGCUCCAGGAGCUCGAGGAUGAUGAUGAGGACGCCGGUGACGGCGACUUCGACCGGCUCAUGAGGACACCGAAACGACGCAAGCUGGUGUCCACGAUGACCUACGUGUACGAAACCAUGUUCAAGGGCGGCGAGGGCAGCGACGUCACACUACACGCCCUGGGACGGAAGUGGCGACUGCACAAACUUUACCUCUCUCAGGUCAGUGGGUAAGCUCUGCCUCUCUCAGGUUAAUGUAUGAGCUGUGCUUCUCCCAGGUUAGUGGAUAAGCUCAACCUCUCCCAGG